AUGUCGCAAAACGAUCCAGCCAUCAUUGAUUCGUCAAUCAUAUCGAUGUCAGAAUCUUCAAAGUCCAGUGCAAAGACUGGCACGUCGUCGACGCUGACGCUGUACUCGACAGCUCAAGAAAACUCGCUGAGCUCAAGAGGUGCUAGCGCUUCCAACGGUGCAACUUCCACUUCAGGCUCGCUAGAACCUGGCAGUGCCUUGUCGAAGUUGCUUGAUAGUGCAAUGGCCAAUGCUGCAAAGGAGCUGACGCCUGAGCCUGAGACUGCCAAAUCGUCUACUCUGCUUGCAUCUCCUCGCCGCUCGUCGAUGCUGGACUUUAAACCGCUUCCAUCGUCUAAAGCAUACAUGUACUCGAUUGAAGAGUUGCUUACGUUACGAUCAGAACCGGAAAUCGCUAACUUUGAUACGUCUGUGCUUCCAGAUAAUGCUUUCUGGGUUAUUAGACCAACGAGACCUCCAAAGACCACGAACGAGAAGAACGGUGCCGGUAGAAGAAGAGACCGCAGAAACCAGAACCAGAACCAGCAAGGCGACUCUUCAGGCAGAUGGGAACGUAAACCUACUGGGUUUGCUAAGAGUUCAGAACUCGAUAGAAUGUCUGCCGAAAAGAUCUCGCAAUUGUUGGGUGAAAACCCUGAAGAAGGUGCUCCCGAAUGGGACAAUCCUGGUGGAUCCGACUUGCAGAUGGAUAUGGGAUCCACCGUUGAAGAUUUCGAACGUUGGAAGCAACGUAUGCGUGACAACGAACGCAAACAGUAUGGUGAGGUUGAAACGCCUUCUGAACCAGAAGCACCAAAGGGCAAUGAAGUUGACAAUUUCUUUUCCUUCGUCAAUCCUAAGUCAAGCGGUCCAGCUCCAGAAGCCGCCACUGCCGCUAGUUCCGAAGGUAAAAGCUCCCGUUUCUCUUCCUUCUUUGGGGGCCCUGGUCCUGAAGAGUCUCCAAAACGCUCUGGCCCACCACCAGGUCUCACAUCAAGAGCACCAGCAGGAAGACCAGCUGAAGCCUCGGGCCUGCGUUUCUUUGGAUUGGCUCAUGGUUCUCCUGCUCAACAGAAUUUGACCCCCAAGAAAGAACCAGCAAGUCUUCAAAGCCAUCAGCAACCGCCAUUACCUCCUCAAGGGCUAUCCCCAAUGGCUGGCCAGGGGAUCCCGCUCUCCGGAGGUCCUCCAGGCCUUGGGCCAAUGAACUUGGGUGGUGACAGCAAGAACCAAGAUUCCUUCUUCCUCUCCUUAUUGAACAAGAGGGAGCAAGACCAAAGCGCUGGCUCUCCAGGAAUCCCUAAGGAAGAUAAACCACGCCAAGCUUCUCAACCACAGCAACGUGGAUCCAAGCCAGAGGGUAAGCCUAGUCCUGUCAUUCCUGGCCAGGGAGCCCCAACAGGCCCAGGCGGUCCAGGCGGUCCAGGUGGUCCACAAGGUAUUCCUCCUUGGAUGACUAACCCAGGUAUGGGCCCACCACCAGGCUUCCCAGGUGGACCUCAACACCCUCAGCACAUGUACCAAUUCCAAGGACCUCCACCACCAGGCAUGUUUCCUCCUGGAAUGGCUCCUCCACAAGGCAUGCCUCCACAGGGCUAUCCCGGCAUGCAAGGAAGACCUGGCCAGUCACAGGACGGACAACCAAACCAACAAGGUAUUCCACGUGGCCAGAUGCCUCCACCAGGCUUCUUUGGGUUCCCUCCAGGCAUGGGACCAGGUAUGCCUCCACCACCACCUCAUCAGCAACAGCAGCAGCAGCAGCAGCAACAACAACCACAACAACCACAGCAGCCACAACCUAAACAGUAG
Messenger RNA from Candidozyma haemuli, 1788 nucleotides. RefSeq lists its product as uncharacterized. The transcript has a single exon. NCBI's taxonomy places the organism in Eukaryota, Fungi, Ascomycota, Pichiomycetes, Serinales, Metschnikowiaceae. The record is from RefSeq and is a predicted model, not a curated record. The coding region runs from base 1 to 1788 and encodes 595 amino acids.